AUGGCGAAGAUUAUGGGCUUCGAGGGAAGUGCGAACAAGAUCGGCGUGGGCAUUGUGGAUGAGGAGGGGAACAUCCUUGCCAACGUGCGGCACACCUACGUGACGCCGGCCGGCACGGGCUUCCUCCCCAAGGACACCGCCAAGCACCAUCAGCAGCACAUUCUCGGCCUUGUGAAAGAUGCCCUGACGCAGGCCAAGCUCACCCCGCAAGAGAUUGACGCGCUCGCCUACACGAAAGGGCCUGGCAUGGGUGGACCGCUGCGCAGCGUGGCGGUGGUGGUGCGCACCCUGGCCCAGCUCUGGAAGAAGCCCAUCGUCGCCGUCAACCACUGCGUUGCCCACAUCGAGAUGGGACGCCUGGUGACCAAAUCGCAGAACCCGGUGGUGCUCUACGUCUCCGGCGGCAACACCCAAGUGAUCGCCUACUCGCUCAAGAGGUACCGCAUCUUUGGCGAGACCAUCGACAUCGCCGUUGGCAACCUCCUCGACCGCUUCGCCCGAGUCAUCUCGCUGCCCAACGACCCCGCUCCCGGCUACAACAUCGAACAAAUUGUUGGCCAAAAAUUCCUGGAGCUUCCCUACACGGUGAAGGGCAUGGACGUCUCCUUCUCCGGCAUUUUGUCGUCGCUCGAGGACAUCGCACGCCAUCAGCUCGCACAGGGGAAAUGCACGCCCGAGGACUUGUGCUUCUCCCUCCAAGAGAACGUGUUCGCUAUGCUGGUGGAGAUCACGGAGCGGGCAAUGGCCCACUGUGGCCAGUCGGAGGUGCUCAUCGUGGGUGGUGUUGGAUGCAAUGAACGUCUCCAAGAGAUGAUGAAGCAGAUGGUGGAGCAGCGAGGUGGCCGAGUGUGCGCGAUGGAUGACAGGUACUGCAUCGACAACGGAGCGAUGAUCGCCUGGACCGGUAUGCUGAUGUUCAAGUCGGGCAUCACCACCCCCAUGGAGGACACCUGGUGCACGCAAAGAUACCGCACGGACGCCCCCGAAGUGCUGUGGCGGGACGAUUGA
This is a messenger RNA of Acanthamoeba castellanii str. Neff, 1008 nucleotides long. Its product is annotated as putative glycoprotein endopeptidase kae1, putative. The record is from RefSeq and is a predicted model, not a curated record. The coding region runs from base 1 to 1008 and encodes 335 amino acids. Gene Ontology annotation, biological process: tRNA threonylcarbamoyladenosine modification. Gene Ontology annotation, cellular component: cytoplasm; EKC/KEOPS complex. NCBI's taxonomy places the organism in Eukaryota, Discosea, Longamoebia, Acanthamoebidae. The transcript has 10 exons.